Messenger RNA from Cyclopterus lumpus (lumpfish), 1237 nucleotides. RefSeq lists its product as uncharacterized. The transcript is spliced from 6 exons. The record is from RefSeq and is a predicted model, not a curated record. Lineage: Eukaryota; Metazoa; Chordata; Actinopteri; Perciformes; Cyclopteridae. The coding region runs from base 259 to 1077 and encodes 272 amino acids. Gene Ontology annotation, molecular function: S-adenosylmethionine-dependent methyltransferase activity.
UUCUGUGGCUGUUAAAGGGUUAAGCUAAAGGCGCCGUGUGUCAGUUAGGCAUUGGUUUUCUAAUCUGCAGCUGAAGUGAGUGCAAAGUGUGUGGAAGUGCAGACAGAGAGCAGCAGCAGGGAAAAGAGGGAAGAGGCCAGGUUAAACAGGCUCAAAGCAAAGGAAACCAAACAAAGGAGACUGCUUUCAGAGAGGGUCCGAUAGGGAGACAAUUGGCAGCAGCACAGAGAGAGAGAAGAGUAGAAGGAAAACACCACCAUGACACACCGGCUGUUUGAGGGGAAGGAUCAUGCCUCAAUCUACCAAAAGUAUCGCUUCACACCUCCAGAGGAGCUCAAGAACAUCAUUCUGCAAUACCUCGAUAAAAAGAAGGGACAGCCACACGGGCUGGCAGUGGACCUGGGCUGCGGGACGGGCCAGAACUCGCGUCUCCUGGCGCCGCACUUCCAGGAAGUGGUGGGCAUCGACGUCAGUGAGUGUCAACUGGAGGAGGCCAGGGCCGUGCCGGGGUUGUCCAACAUCACGUACAGAAAGGGGACCGCUGAGGAGCUUUCUUUUCCGGACUGCUCCGUGGACUUGCUGACAGCGGCGUCGGCGGCCCACUGGUUCGACCAGUCGCGGUUCCUGGCCGAGGCAAGUCGGGUCUUGAAGCCCCGGGGUUGCGUGGCCCUGCUGGGCUUCAGGGACACUUGCACCCGCCUUCGCUACCAGGGCUGCGGAGACAGACUCGAUCGCCGGUUCGAAGAGGUGAGGCAGGAGCUGUUGCCAUACACUAGCACUCGAGUAACCGUAUCCGACGGGAAGCUGGAGGAGCUCUACUCUGCCAUCCCUUUCCCCGACAAAGAGAGGAUUGAGAGGGUUCCGGUGAAGUCGUCAAUCUCGGUGAGGAACCUGGUGGGUUUCAUUGAGAGCAUGUCCAUGUUCCAAGGUUAUAAGAAGAAAGAUCCCAAGGCGGCUGGGGAACUGCUGCUCAAGACUCAGAAGAGGUUCCUGGAGGAGAUGGGAGUCAUGUCUCCUGACACUGAAGUAGAGCUGGAACUGGAAUAUUUCUGCGUCCUGGCGUCAAAACCAGGAUAAUCAAUAGCGUGGCAUUUGGGUGGGUGUGUUUUGAGAGAGAGUUUGAGGGUCUUAGAUGCUGCAAUCUGCAAUGUAUUAACUUGAAAACAAUCAAGUUAUUGAUGCACAAAGGAGUGUGUUUGUUGAAUGUAGACAUUUCUAAAUAAACCUUUUCUUCUGA